This is a messenger RNA of Babesia bovis T2Bo, 420 nucleotides long. RefSeq names its product putative Ubiquitin-like protein 5. The transcript is spliced from 3 exons. The coding region runs from base 110 to 340 and encodes 76 amino acids. Gene Ontology annotation, cellular component: cytoplasm; nucleus. Gene Ontology annotation, biological process: mRNA splicing, via spliceosome; protein modification process. The record is from RefSeq and is a predicted model, not a curated record. Gene Ontology annotation, molecular function: protein binding; protein tag activity. Lineage: Eukaryota; Apicomplexa; Aconoidasida; Piroplasmida; Babesiidae.
GAAAUCGCACCAAGAUUAUGUUAAAACAAUAUAAGAAUUCUUCUGCAACAUAUACUGAUAUAAUUGGAUCGAUAUACUUAACACACUGAUAUCAUUUCCAGGCCAAACUAUGGCUCAGAUGAUAGAGGUGAUUCUUAACGACCGUUUGGGCCGUAAGAUAAGGGUUAAAUGUAAUAGUGAUGACACGAUAUUAGAUCUCAAAAAAUUGGUGGCAGCUCAAACAGGAACUAGGUAUGACAAAAUUAGAAUUCAAAAGUGGUAUACCAUUUACAAGGAUCACAUAACAUUGGAGGAUUAUGAGAUAAAAGAUGGCAUGGGUCUUGAAUUGUUUUACAAUUAAAUAAUUCAUGCCACAAUUGGAAUAUAGGAUUGAUAUUCAUGCUCCACUGCUUGUGAAAUCACCAUGUGGCAACCAGAGCC